GCUCAUGAUGAAAGAGCGAAAAGCUUACAAUUUACAAAAUGAAACAAAGAAGGCUCCUUUAGAUGUUGAAUAUUAUAACGAGAUCGGUAUACAGGAGCCUAAAGAAAACCUCAAAAAUGUAUCCUUUAUUCAAAUGUUUAGAUACGCAACUAGAUCGGACAAAAUUUUAAUAGCGAUCGGUUUAACCUGCGCUGUCAUCACCGGAAUUUUGCAGCCCUUGAAUACAAUUCUUUUCGGAACACUUACGGGAGACAUCAUCGAAUAUGCUAUGAACAUACGCAAUGAUACUAUGGACAAAACAGUAGUCCAAGAUAACCUUAUAAAAUCCGUUUCAUUUUUUGCUUUAAUGAAUACCCUGAUAGGUGUAGGCAUGCUCAUAUUCAAUUAUCUUUCAACCGUUACUUUCAAUUACGCUGCGAUGAAACAAACAUUCCGAAUUAGAUCUGAGUAUUUAAAAGCGAUUUUAAAUCAGGAUGUAGCUUGGUACGAUUUGAAUCAAACAGGGGACUUUGCUAGUAGAAUGUCAGAUGAUUUGUACAAAUUCGAAGACGGCAUUGGAGAAAAAGUACCUGUGUUUUUGAGUUUCCAAGUCGUUUUUCUAACUUCAUUGACCAUUGCUCUCGUUAAAGGAUGGGAAUUAGCUCUUAUAUGUCUGACAUCCUUACCUGCCACGUUAAUUGCGCUGGGAAUAGUAGGAUUAUUAACAACCAAAUUAGCUAAGAAAGAGUUAGAAGCCUACGGAGCAGCUGGUGCUAUAGCCGAAGAAGCACUAUCUUUAAUCAGAACUGUUACCGCGUUCGGUGGACAAAAAAAGGAAAUAGAUAGGUACAACAAAAAUUUAGUGUUCGCCAGAAAAAACAACAUAAAGAGGUCCAUGUUCGGGGCAAUAGGUUUUGGCCUUCUGUGGUUUUUAAUCUACUGUAGUUACGCUCUUGCUUUUUGGUACGGAGUAAAAUUAGUUUUAAGAGACAGGAAAGCCACUGAUCCUGUAUACACGCCGUCAAAUAUGGUUACUGUUUUCUUCAGUGUAAUGACGGGCUCCAUGAACUUUGGAAUCGCAUCCCCGUACAUCGAAGCUUUCGGUAUUUCAAGAGCAGCAGCCGCCAAAAUUUUUAGCGUUAUCGACCAUAUACCUACCAUAAACCUAUCCAAAAGAAACGGUGUCAAACCAAAAUCGCUAAAUGGAAAUGUGGAAUUAAGAAACGUUCAUUUUCAUUACCCUUCAAGAACAGACGUGCCAGUUCUACAAGGAACUAACAUCAACAUAAAACCCGGAGAUACCGUAGCUCUUGUUGGUAGCUCCGGUUGUGGAAAAUCUACUGUCAUUCAACUGAUACAGCGACUUUAUGACGCAGAUUCCGGAGAGGUUCUUAUAGACGGGCUGAACAUUAAAAAUAUAGAUUUAACAUGGCUGAGGCAACAAAUAGGAGUAGUUGGCCAGGAACCAGUUUUGUUCGGUACCACCGUAAUGGAGAACAUCAGAUACGGAAAAGACGGAGUUACCGAUGAAGAAAUCAUGGAAGCCGCUAGAAAGGCUAAUGCUCACAAUUUUAUCAGAGGCCUACCUAACGGAUACCAAACGUUAGUGGGUGAGAGAGGAGCUCAACUUUCUGGCGGUCAGAAACAAAGAAUUGCAAUAGCUAGAGCGCUGGUGAGAAAGCCCACAUUAUUGUUAUUAGACGAAGCUACAUCGGCUUUAGACAAUACAAGCGAAGCUAAAGUACAAGCAGCUCUAGACGCGGCUAGUACAGGUUGUACUACAGUAAUCGUCGCUCAUCGAUUAUCUACCAUCCGCGGAGCAAAUAAAAUUAUCGUUUUAUCGAACGGAGUUGUCGUAGAAGAGGGUACACACGAACAGUUAAUGGGGUUGAAGAAAGAGUAUUUCCGAUUGGUGACGGCGCAAGUUAAAUCAUUAGAAGCAUUCGCUCAAUCAAAUCAUGUCAAAGCAGAAACCAAAGCUCUCGUCGACGAUGAAGAAAUCAUGGAAACAAGCGACUCCAAAGAUAUCGCCGAUGAAUCCGACGAUUUUAGUGUCGAUAACGAUAGUUCAUUUAUAGAAAUAAUAAAAAUGAACGCUCCAGAAUGGCCGUACAUUUUAGUGGCUGCGAUAGGUUCUGUAAUUAUGGGAUGCGGUAUGCCAGUUUUUGCGGUAUUAUUCGGAAGUAUACUUGGUACUCUUGCAUAUUCUGAUGAGGAUUACGUACACUCUGAAACAAAUAAAUUUUGCCUCUAUUAUGUGAUAGCUGGAUUCAUUAGUAUGAUAUCGACAUUUUCACAGUUGUACUUAUUAGGAGUAGCGGGAGAAAAGAUGACUGAAAGAGUCCGUGCUCAAUUAUUCCAGGCGAUGAUAUCACAAGAAAUAGGAUUCUUCGAUAAAAAAGCUAAUGGUGUUGGUGCCUUGUGUUCCAGGCUUUCUUCAGAAGCUUCAAGCAUUCAAGGCGCUACUGGGCAACGUGUAGGUACUAUUAUGCAAUCUUUAGCUACUUUUGGCCUUGCAAUCGGUCUCUCGAUGUAUUACGAAUGGAGAUUGGGUUUGGUAACAGCAGCAUUUUCUCCUAUAAUUUUGAUAGCAUUGUUCUUCGAAAGACGCAAUUCGUCCGGACAAAAUGACUCCAGAGAUCAAGGCCUUCAAAAAUCAACAAAAAUCGCCGUAGAAGCAGUUGGUAAUAUCAGAACAAUCGCAUCUUUAGGAGUCGAAGAUAAAUUCCAUGAACUUUACGUUGCCGAACUAACACCGCAUUAUAAAUCGUCAUUGCGCAAGGUACAUGGGAGGGCUAUAGUGUUCGGAAUAUCCAGAAGUUUAAUGUUCUUUGCUUACGCCACGGCGAUGUAUUAUGGUGGUUAUCUCAUUAAAGGUGGACUCUAUUACGAUAAAGUGUUCAAGGUGUCACAAGCGCAAAUAAUGGGUACAGUUUCUAUAGCCAAUUCUCUGGCGUUUACUCCGAAUUUAAAAAAAGGAUUAGUUGCAGCGAGAAAAAUAAAACAUUUCCUUAGCAGAUUACCUCUAAUUCGGGAUAAAUCUAAUGCUAGAAUCCUUAAUAAGGCCGAUGGUGUUAUCAAUUAUUCCAAUAUUAAAUUUUCUUAUCCAACGAGACCUAACGUCGAAAUUCUGAAAGGGUUAGGCUUAAAUAUUCCCAAUGGCAAAACUAUAGCAUUAGUAGGAGAAAGCGGUUGUGGAAAAUCAACCAUCAUCCAAAUGAUCGAACGAUUUUACGACCCCAAGUCUGGAACCGUUAGUUUAGACGGCAAUAAUUUAAAGGACCUUUCACUAAAUUCGCUAAGAUCUUUCUUAGGUAUCGUAUCCCAAGAACCUAAUUUAUUCAACAAAUCUAUAGCGGAAAACAUCGCCUACGGAGACAAUUCGAGAGUAGUUGGCAUGGAUGAAAUAAUACAAGCUGCCAAGAAAGCCAACAUCCACACUUUCAUAUCCGGACUACCUAGAGGUUACGACACCAAAUUGGGAGAGAAGGCAGUGCAACUAUCUGGCGGACAAAAACAGAGAAUUGCCAUUGCUAGAGCAUUAGUAAGAAAUCCGAAGAUAUUGUUACUUGAUGAAGCUACGUCUGCAUUGGAUACUGAAAGUGAGAAGGUGGUACAAGAGGCAUUGGACGAAGCUAAGAAAGGAAGAACAUGCAUUACAAUCGCUCACAGAUUAACAACUAUACAAGACGCGGAUUUGAUUUGCGUUAUAGAUCGUGGAAUAGUCGCUGAGUCUGGAACACACCAAGAGCUGCUAGAGAAGAACGGACUUUAUUAUAAAUUAUACACGCAAAAAAGUUAAGCUUUUGAUGAGUUUCAGAGAAUUACUAAUGUCAGCAUUCACGUGUUCAGCAUUGAUCGAUACUUUGAGAUUAAAUAUAGUACCUAUAGUUAAUAUUUUAAAUAAUUUAUUUAAUAAAAGAAAUGAAACUUGA
This is a messenger RNA of Phyllotreta striolata, 3914 nucleotides long. NCBI's taxonomy places the organism in Eukaryota, Metazoa, Arthropoda, Insecta, Coleoptera, Chrysomelidae. The record is from the annotation of a GenBank genome assembly.